Messenger RNA from Peronospora matthiolae, 504 nucleotides. Lineage: Eukaryota; Oomycota; Peronosporomycetes; Peronosporales; Peronosporaceae. The record is from the annotation of a GenBank genome assembly.
AUGGCGCCGAGCCACUACUCGGCGCAAGAGGCGUGGGGUCUUCAUGACCGACGAUACGGUCCACAAUCCAGCGUCGCUCACCCGAUGCAUCUACCAAGGGAGGAGGAGCAUCACGACGGAAGGCUUCUUGGGUUGGGCGCCGAUUCUCAUAAUCGGGCGCUUGUGCCGUCGAGUGACGAGCUUCGUUUCCUUCGUGCUGACACUGAAGAGGCGAUGAACGGCCUUCUGGAUGCCCGUGAGAUGGCCGAGAGGGCUCGAGAUCGUGCAGCAGCUGCGACAGAGGCUGCCGAGAGAACCCGACGGGAGCAGCAGGGCUUGGUGGAGCGUCUGCGACAGCUCGAUACUGCUGCGUUCCGUGGACCCCAGCAGAACGAGUCUGCUCGCGCUCGUCUAGGACUUGGUCCCAGUCGUCGUCAGCGUCGUCGGCAGGGGGUGUCGGACUUUGAGCCGAUACAGACGAGUGAGGAAGGACCAAAGGGAGAUCCGCCGGCAGGUAAGCCUUAA